This is a messenger RNA of Lathyrus sativus (Indian pea), 2337 nucleotides long. The record is from the annotation of a GenBank genome assembly. NCBI's taxonomy places the organism in Eukaryota, Viridiplantae, Streptophyta, Magnoliopsida, Fabales, Fabaceae.
AUGGGUUCUGUUUCUGUUUCCACCAUCUUCUGUUUCCUUCUCGUUACGCUCUUUUCACAAUGCCAAUCAUCACCGUCCAAAAAAACCUUCAUAGUUCACAUGAAGGACCACGAUAAGCCUACCGUAUACCAAACCCAUCACGAUUGGUUUUCUUCAACACUCCAAUCUCUCUCCAUUUCCACCGAUACCGAUACCAAUACGGACUCAGUCGACUCCGAUCCGCUUCUGUACUCUUACACAACCGCUUACAACGGUUUCGCCGCCACGUUAAACGACCAACAAGCGCAAGCACUACUCCAAAACGACGCUGUUUUGGGUGUUUACGAAGAUACUCUCUACCAUCUUCACACUACACGGACUCCACAGUUUCUUGGACUCGAAUCGGGAAAUGGUUUAUGGGAAGGACAUGGAACGCAGGAGUUAGAUCAAGCGUCACAUGAUGUUAUCGUAGGGGUGCUUGACACUGGAGUUUGGCCGGAAUCUCCUAGUUUUAACGAUGCUGGUUUGCCUCAGAUUCCCACGCGCUGGCGUGGCGCGUGUGAGAAUGCACCAGAUUUUAACGCGACGCACUGUAACAGAAAACUCAUCGGUGCUAGAAGCUUCUCUAAAGGCUUCCACAUGGCUUCCGGUUACGGAAAAGGAUCUAAAGAUGAUGAAAUUGUUUCGCCUCGUGACACUGACGGCCAUGGGACUCACACGGCUAGCACCGCCGCUGGCUCUCAUGUCGGGAAUGCUAGUUUUCUCGGUUACGCUGCUGGAACCGCUAGAGGCAUGGCUCCUCAAGCGCGUGUUGCGGUUUACAAAGUUUGUUGGACUGACGGUUGUUUUGCUUCUGACAUUCUCGCCGGGAUGGAUCGUGCGAUUCAAGACGGUGUUGACGUACUUUCUCUCUCCCUCGGCGGUGGAUCUGCUCCUUAUUUUCAUGACACCAUUGCGAUCGGAGCUUUCGCAGCGGUGGAGCGUGGGAUCUUCGUUUCCGCUUCCGCUGGUAACAGCGGUCCCACCAGGGCUUCACUUGCCAACGUGGCGCCGUGGAUUAUGACCGUUGGAGCAGGAACAUUAGACCGGGAUUUUCCGGCUUAUGCAACACUUGGCAACAAAAAACAGUUUUCAGGAGUUUCUCUUUACAGUGGAAAAGGAAUGGGAAAUAAACCGGUUAGUUUGGUUUAUUUCAAGGGUUCAAAUUCAAACCAGUCUGCUAGUAUUUGUAUGGCCGGUUCACUCGACCCGGCUUUGGUUCAUGGAAAAGUGGUUAUCUGCGACAGAGGAAUCAACGCGCGCGUGGAGAAAGGUAAAGUUGUAAGAGAGGCCGGUGGAAUUGGGAUGAUUCUAGCGAACACUGUGGCAAGUGGGGAAGAAUUAGUGGCGGAUAGUCACCUGUUACCGGCUGUGGCGGUAGGGAGAAUCAUUGGUGAUCAGAUCAGGGAGUACGUGUCUUCUGAUGCUAAUCCAACGGCUGUGCUUAGUUUUGGUGGAACUCUUUUGAACGUUAGACCUUCACCUGUGGUGGCAGCGUUUAGUUCGAGGGGGCCCAAUAUGAUAACAAAAGAGAUUUUGAAGCCUGAUGUUAUUGGGCCCGGUGUGAACAUUUUGGCUGGAUGGUCGGAAGCUAUUGGGCCCUCUGGGUUGCCGGAGGAUACUCGCAAAACACAGUUCAACAUUAUGUCAGGCACUUCAAUGUCUUGUCCACACAUAAGUGGAUUAGCUGCAUUGUUGAAAGCAGCUCAUCCAAAUUGGAGUCCAAGUGCAAUAAAAUCCGCACUUAUGACAACAGCUUAUACACAUGACAAUACCAGGUUCCCACUUCGUGAUGCUGCUGGAAAAGGCUUUUCAACUCCAUGGGCUCAUGGUGCUGGCCAUGUCAACCCACAGAAAGCACUUUCUCCUGGCCUUGUUUAUGAUGCCUCAACGAGAGAUUACAUUACUUUCUUGUGCUCCUUAAACUACAAUCCUGAACAAAUCCAACUCGUUGUUAAGCAACGAGGUGUCAAUUGUACCAAGAAGUUCUCUGAUCCUGGUCAGUUGAACUACCCUUCUUUCUCGGUCGUGUUUUCAGGUAAGAGGGUUGUGAGAUAUACCCGCAUUUUGACAAAUGUUGGCGAGGUGGGAUCUGUCUAUAAUGUUGUGGUUGAAGGGCCACCUACCGUGGGGAUAGUGGUGAGACCUUCUAGGCUUGUGUUUAAGAAAGUAGGGGAAAGAAAAAGGUACACUGUGACUUUUGUUUCUAAGAAGAGUGCUGAUGCUUCUUCGGUUAGGAAUGGAUUUGGUAGCAUUCUAUGGAGCAAUACACAGCACCAAGUUAGGAGUCCAGUUGCUUUUGCUUGGACAAGUUUGUGA